Bombina bombina (fire-bellied toad) is the source of this 3553-nucleotide messenger RNA. Its product is annotated as flavin-containing monooxygenase 5. Gene Ontology annotation, molecular function: NADP binding; N,N-dimethylaniline monooxygenase activity; flavin adenine dinucleotide binding. NCBI's taxonomy places the organism in Eukaryota, Metazoa, Chordata, Amphibia, Anura, Bombinatoridae. Bases 184 to 1794 code for a protein of 536 amino acids. The record is from RefSeq and is a predicted model, not a curated record. The transcript is spliced from 9 exons.
AAAGUAAAACGAUACUAACCUGGAUAUCUUGGGGGAAUAAAGAUGUGUGACUUAAAGGAAACCUUCAAAUAAAUGAGUAAAUUGAUAUGAUUCAGGAAGAAAGCAUUACUGAAUAAACGAAAGAGAUCUGGGAUGUGACACUGAAAAGGUAACAGUGUAGAAAAGGUCCAUACUGCAUAAAUCAUGGGGAAAAAGAUUUGUGUGAUUGGGGGUGGCUCUAGUGGACUAACGGCUAUCAAAUGCUGCCUGGAGGAGAACUUGGAGCCCAUAUGCUUUGAGAGAACUGAUGAUAUUGGGGGUCUUUGGAGAUUUAAGGAGAACCCGGAAGAUGGCAGAGCCAGUAUCUACAAAUCUGUGAUCAUAAAUACAUCGAAAGAAAUGAUGUGUUUCAGUGAUUACCCCAUCCCGGCUGAUUAUCCAAAUUAUAUGCACAAUUCCAAAAUUAUGGAAUAUUUCCGCUUGUACGCUAAGCAUUUCAACCUAUUGAAAUACAUCCGGUUUAAGACCAUUGUGUGCAGCAUUAAGAAGCGCCCCGAUUUUGCCACCAGCGGCCAAUGGGAUGUUGUGUCAGAGUGUGACGGGAAGCAAGUAUCAGAAAUAUUUGACGGGAUUCUUGUCUGCAGCGGACAUCACACCUUCCCUUAUUUGCCGUUACACACAUUUCCAGGUAUUGAGAAGUUCAAAGGUCAAUAUUUUCACAGUCGGGACUACAAGUCUGCACUGCCCUUCCAAGAUAAAAGGGUUAUUGUAGUUGGAAUUGGGAACUCAGGAGGUGACUUGGCUGUAGAGCUGGCUUCUGCUGCUAAACAGGUGUUUCUAAGCACCAGACGAGGAGCAUGGGUAGUUAACCGUGUAUGUGAUGAUGGAUUCCCAUUGGAUGUGGUGAUAUACAGUCGAUACAAAUAUCUGAUUAAGCAAUUCUUGACUGUGGGCAUGUUGAACAAUGUUCUUGAGAAAAAAAUGAAUGCACGCUUCAAUCAUGAGAAUUAUGGCUUGAUACCCAAGCACAGAAUAACAAGCCAACACCCAACUAUCAACGAUGAUCUUCCAAACCGCAUCAUCGCCGGGAAAGUGCUCGUAAAACCGAAUAUCAAAGAAUUCACAGAGAGAGAUGUCAUUUUUGAUGAUGGGACAGUGGAGAAGGAUAUUGAUGUUGUUUUUUUUGCUACUGGAUACAGUUUUUCAUUCCCAUUCUUUGAUGAUCCAGAACUCACAGUUCAGGAAAACAAGAUACCACUUUACAAACUUGUGUUUCCACCAAAGCUGGAGAAGACAACUGUGGCCUUUAUAGGUCUUAUACAGCCUAUUGGGGCCAUCAUGCCAAUUUCAGAACUCCAGGCUCGGUGGGCCACCAGAGUAUUUAAAGGGUCGUCCACAUUGCCGUCUACUCAGGAUAUGCUGACAGACAUUGAUUUACAAAGGAAAGAAAUGGAACAACGCUAUGUGGAAAGCCCACGUCACACAAUCCAGGUGGACUUCAUGGAGUAUCUAGAUGAGCUUGCUAUGCAAAUUGGUGCUAAACCCAACGUGUUAAAAUUCCUGUUUACAGACCCAAAAUUGGCCCAUGAGUUGUUUUUUGGGCCUUGCACUCCAUACCAGUAUCGGCUGACUGGACCGGGCAAGUGGGCGGGAGCCAGAGAAGCUCUUCUGACCCAACGUGAUCGAAUCAUCAAGCCAACAAAGACCAGAGUGUUGAAAGAUUAUGCAAUGAAAACAAAAUCUCCUAUUCCAUUCCUUCUAAAAAUACUAGGAAUCUUUGCUCUCUUUGCUGCUCUGUACCUUGUCUAUGUUUAAACAUUGUUUGUGGCCCUGUGUAGCCGAGAACUAAGCAAUACUGCACAACACAUCAGUAAGAAUCCUAAAACAUUCUAAGUAAUAGCUGUGUAAGGCAGAUUAUAGUCUUUGCUUCUGCAGAAGAAUAUUUUGCUGCUUAAAAUUUUUAUAAUCAAAUAUGAAAGAGCUGUGUUAUUUGUUAAAGGGUUUGUAUGCUGAAAUUUAUUGGGCUGAAAUGUCAAGGGAGAUUUGUCAAUUAAAUAUUAAUGUGAACUGCAAAAUUAGUUUCCAGCUUAAUGUGAUUCCAGUGACUUGUUGUACUGCCUGCAGAGUAUACAAUGCAUUCAAAAUUAAUUCUUUGGGUUUAUUUUUGUAUAUGAAAUAACUGUUUAUUGCUAAUUUGAACCAAAAUCCAAUCAAAUCGGCUAAACCAAAAUUCAAUCAAAUGGGCAGGAAGAGCAUAUCUCAUUAACUAAUUUCUAUUCACACAUACAGUCCUCCGUAUCUUAUUUCUCACUGUAUACUCAAAGACCAAGGGGCUGAUUUAUCAAAGCGCCAAUCUCUGUGCAUUCACUGGCGUCAAUACCCUCGCCAGACAUCGCUGCCGCGAAUCUACAUAUGACGCCCUUAUUUAUUAAAAACUAUCAAAAACACACACAUCAAGUACGGAGCGAUGAGCAUCGGACUGUUGAUAAAUAAGAGUCAUCGAUGUUGCGGAUAUUCUGUUUUUUCCAACUUUAUUUAUACCAUUUCAUUACUGUCCAUGAACAAGCACCUUUCUCUAAAGCUAAUUUUCAUUUUUCAUCUGUUAAUGUCCAAAAAAUAGCUACAUUUAUACCUGAACAGACAAUAAUAUAUCAUAGAUAGUUAUUUUCUAUAUAUUUGUUAUAAAAAAAAAAUGAUAUAUGAUAUUUUCACAUAAAUUAAUGUAUAUUUGUAUUUCUAAAAAUCAUGAUAUGCCUAUCUCAUGUUUUUUUUUUUUUUUUUUUAUUAUUAAUGCUAGAAUUUCUACAUAUAUCUUUGCACAUACUUGUAUAUAUAUAUAUAUAUAUAUAUAUAUAUAUAUAUAUAUAUAUAUAUAUAUAAACACACAACAUGGAAGGGGACUGCACUUUCAGACCAGACCGGGUACACAUCCCAUGACCCUGCAACAUGCUCAGCCCUGGGUGCUCACUGGCACUCACAGGAAGCUGCGCUGUCCCCAGAGUCACAGGCAGUUAACCCCAGACAGGUCUGGGUGCAAAAACCAUAGGGAAAAUUACAAAAGAAAUUAAUACAACACACAGAGAAAGUCCAGCACUCACUUACAAGCUCUCAACUAAGAUUAAAAGCACAAAUGGAAGGUUUAGUUGGGGCAUUUGGCCAAAUGGGACAAGUCCAGGUACCAAAUCAAAGUCCCUUCCAAAAAACUGGGACCUUAAAACAGCCACACAAAGCAAGCUCUCAAUCCAACAAACUGGGAGCAAGUGAAGGGUGCACAGGCUUAUGUAAUCACCCUAGACAUAUACAAAACACGGAAGGGGACUGCACUCUCAAACCGGACUGGUAUUGGCAACAUUGUAUAUGAGUUGUAUACUUGCGGUUUUCUAGCUGUUUUUAAUUUUAACACUGUUAAAUAAAGAACCUGAAUAGGGCGCUAAGGGUUAAAUUCCCAGGUACAUGCCUAUUUAAGCAAAUGUGCAGUGCUCAUUAUUUUAUCAUAUGAUUAAGGGGCAAUGGCCCUGAAACGUUGUGUUUAUGUCUGAUCCUGUCAUGCAAUAAAGUAUAUUCGUUUAUCAUA